GGCACCUGGAGUUUGAAAUGAGGCGGAAAUACGUCUGAAAGCGAGGUAGGAACUCACUCUGGGAAGACUAAGGCUGGAGGAAGCACAGCCGGUAAGGCGGGACGGCGUCAGAGUCCUGCACGUGGAAGUUCUGCUCCUGACGCAGCUUCCCGAAGGUUGUCCUGCUCCUGCAGACCGGCCGGGCUCCUCAGCUGGGCAAUAUAGCCUGGAUACGUAAACAGCUGGGGUGUGGCAGCUGAUUGUAUAGGUCCUGCUGCUGCAGUGGCAUACCGACAUAUUUAAAAUGUCGAUGGAUAUAACUUUCCUCGGCACAGGCUCGGCAUAUCCCUCUCCAACAAGAGGAGCAUCGGCGUUAGUGCUUCGCAGGGAAGGAGAGUGCUGGCUCUUUGACUGCGGAGAGGGAACUCAAACACAAUUCAUGAAGAGCCAUCUCAAAGCAGGCAGAGUUACCAAGAUUUUCAUAACUCAUCUUCACGGUGACCACUUCUUUGGACUUCCUGGCCUGCUGUGUACACUUAGCCUCCAAAGUAGCCCUGACGCAAACAAACCACCCGUUGAUAUUUAUGGGCCAUUAGGGCUGCGAAACUUCAUACGGAGGAGCAUGGAGCUCUCCCAAUUUAAAGAGUUUUCUUGCUUGGACGGAGAUGAGGUGUCUCCCCAGGGAGCACAAGGGAGAAUACUCCAGCUGGAUCCAGUAGAAAACUCUUACUUGCUGGUUGAGGAUGAGCAGCUAGUUCUGAAAGCGUUUCGCCUAUUUCACCGCAUUCCUUCCUUUGGCUUUGUGGUGGAAGAGAAGCCCCGGACCGGUAAACUCAAUGUACAGAAACUGAAAGACCUUGGAGUUCAACCAGGUCCUUUAUAUGGGAAACUGAAGGAUGGAACAGCAAUCGUUCUAGAAAACGGAGUAACGAUUUCUCCUUCAGACGUCUUAGAAGACCCUAUUCCUGGAAGAAAAAUUUGCAUUUUGGGGGAUUGUUCAGGGGUGGUUGGAGAUGCGGCCGUGAAGCUUUGCUGUGAAGCAGACGUACUGAUACAUGAAGCCACGUUGGACGAUACCCAAGAGGAAAAGGCCAGGGAGCAUGGUCACAGCACUCCAAAAAUGGCAUCAGAAUUUGCAAAAUUGUGUAAAGUGAAGAAACUGGUUUUGACUCACUUCAGUCAGCGGUAUAAACCAGCUGCUCAGAGAGGCGAGGGAGACACGGACAUCGCCGAACUGAAGAGACAGGCAGAGUCAGUGUUAGAUGGUCAAGAAGUUACACUAGCUGAGGAUUUUAUGACAAUAGAAAUUCCAAUGAAAAAGUAAAAAUAGCAGUGUUGGCAAGCUCUGUGUGAAGACAUGAAGUAGGAUGGUGUUGGAUAGCACUUAAAAAUAACGGUGGGGUUUCUGGUAUCCGAAUUAGUUCUCUGCCGUGGCACGCGGAGAACCGUUGCAAACUGGAGAGAGUACCGGGUACGGUUAGCAUUGCUUUUGUAAAGCAAGAAAAAAGGAUACUCAAACAUCUGGAACUUGGAAUGAAUUCGUAAGCGAUGGUUUGGGACACCUAGCCUCCCCAGAAACCCAGUGUGCAGGCUGGUGCAAGUCUUCACAGCCCAGGGGUUUUCCUUGCACCACGGAUUCCUAGAGCAGAGCACUGGAUCACUUGGCUUAAUACCGCCCUCGGGAAGGCUUGCGUUCUGCGCCAGAAUUGAAGAUUUCUUGCCUGUUACAAGCUUUGGAAUAACAUCUACUUCAAACUUGUAUACAGUAUUUUGUAACUGUUACCCGAUUUCUGUGUAAGAGGACUAUUAACACUGAAACUAAUAAAGUAUUUAUAACUCUGCC
This is a messenger RNA of Pygoscelis adeliae (Adelie penguin), 1822 nucleotides long. RefSeq names its product elaC ribonuclease Z 1 (gene ELAC1). Gene Ontology annotation, molecular function: 3'-tRNA processing endoribonuclease activity. Lineage: Eukaryota; Metazoa; Chordata; Aves; Sphenisciformes; Spheniscidae. The transcript is spliced from 5 exons. Gene Ontology annotation, cellular component: nucleus. The record is from RefSeq and is a predicted model, not a curated record. Bases 284 to 1303 code for a protein of 339 amino acids.